This is a messenger RNA of Aspergillus aculeatinus CBS 121060, 1208 nucleotides long. Its product is annotated as SDR family NAD(P)-dependent oxidoreductase. Bases 327 to 1079 code for a protein of 250 amino acids. Lineage: Eukaryota; Fungi; Ascomycota; Eurotiomycetes; Eurotiales; Aspergillaceae. The record is from RefSeq and is a predicted model, not a curated record. The transcript has 2 exons. Gene Ontology annotation, molecular function: oxidoreductase activity.
GGUUUGCAUUAACUACUCCUAGCUUGAUUUGAUUGCGGGACCCUCCUCGAUUUGAAUAUAUACAUAUGCUUUGUAUGCUUCGACCAUUGAUCUCUUGAGUAUCCAGCCGUGCAAAAAGGGAGACUGUAUACAUGUUGUUGUAUGGUUUGGCUUUAAUUCAUGGAAGGCUCCCUUAGAAUCAACCGAUGACGUCAGUAUGCUGUAAUAGGAUCAUUCCUCGGAUGGAAAGAGCAUCCGCCCAACCAGCAGCAUUCGCUUCAGUCUUUUUCAACCUUGCAAGCACACCAUCCCCGUUGACCCAGGCCCCAGCACAAUAAUACGGAAUAAUGUCAGGUACCCUUGAAGGCAAAACCGCCCUGAUCACCGGCGCCGCCAGCGGAAUCGGCAAAGCCACCGCCCACAAACUGGACAGUCUAGGCGCCACGUUGAUCUUAUCUGAUAUCAACGAAGAUGCCCUGCAGCAGCUCCAAUCCGAGCUGUCCAGCAGCCCCCGCGCCUCGUACCACAUCUACCGCCCCUGCGACGUCUCCCUCAGCACCGACUGCACCCGACUCACCCAGGCGGUGAAGUCCUCCUUCGAACACCUGGACUUCCUGUUCAACUGCGCGGGGAUCAACCCCACGAAUAUCCCCAUCCUCGAAACCAGCGAGGACUACUUCACCAAGCUGGUGGACGUCAACCUGCGCGGCACCUUCAACAUGUGUCGCGCCUGCGUGCCCCUCAUGCAAGAAGGCUCCGUCAUGGUGAACGUCUCCAGCGUGUGCGGUCUCAAGGGGUACCCCGGGUACUCGGUCUACUGCGCGACCAAGUUCGGGAUCAUCGGGCUCACGAAGGCGCUGGCCGCGGAGCUGGGUCCCAAAGGCAUUCGGGUGAAUGCUGUCGCGCCGGGCCACACGGAUACCCCGACGAUGGUGGGGAAUGUGGCCGGCGGGGAUGCGAAUGCGCGCAUCGUCAAGGAGGUGCCGUUGGGGCGGCUGGGGGAGCCUCGUGAGGUGGCCGAUGUUGUGGCCUUCUUGUUUAGUGCGGGGGCGUCGUACAUGUCGGGUAGUGUGGUCGAGAUUACCGGGGGCGUGAUUUAGAGGUUUGUGGGUAAUGUCAAUAGUAGAUCCGUUGGAUUGGUUCUCAGCCUGGACUUUGUGAUUGCAUCAAUUGUAAAUACCUGUAUGUAUAUAAGCGAAGUAAAUCCAUUGGGAAAUCCUGUCACCGAA